Molecule: messenger RNA, 2114 nt
Organism: Anopheles merus
Lineage: Eukaryota; Metazoa; Arthropoda; Insecta; Diptera; Culicidae
Product: sphingomyelin phosphodiesterase 1-like
Exons: 4
Coding region: 58-2049 (663 amino acids)
Biological process (GO): ceramide biosynthetic process; sphingomyelin catabolic process
Cellular component (GO): lysosome
Molecular function (GO): acid sphingomyelin phosphodiesterase activity
Source: RefSeq, a predicted model, not a curated record
ACAGCAGUCCUCAGAAGGUUAUCGGACGUGCAACGGAACGGUCACGACUCCUCGAACAUGUUUCCAACUUGGAGCACUUUUUGUGUGGCGUUUUUCGGUGUUUUUUGCGUGGCAUGCUUUGCCCAACGUGCUGCCGUUCCCGGAUCUCCACGCGGAACACCGUACAGGAUUAAUUUAGCACAAUACAAUCAGGCACUGUUGCCAAGGGUGCGCACCCUGCUCGGGGCGGCUGAGCUAGCGGAGGAGCAGUAUGUGCCGUACUUCGAGCUGCUGCCCGAGUAUCGCGACCGGCUCAGUGGAAACUUCCUGCUCGAUGGAUUUGCACGCGCUCGGGAUGCUGCCCGGUGCCUUACCUGCAUGUCCAGCUCGUACCUGUUCCUGAGCUACUACAACGAAACGAUCGCAAAUGGGCGGGGGGACACGGAGCGGGUGUGGACGUUCGCGAAGCGUAUCUGUCGACUGCUCGGCUUCAAGCAGUACCUGUGCGAGGGUGUGGUCAACAUGAACGGGCAAGUGAUUGAGUAUGUGUUGCGGAACCGCAGGCCAUUCCCGGAGCCGGAAGACAUCUGCCAGAUAUUCCUGCAGGAGCAGGACUGUGUGCGUGAUGGGAGAAGCAUUACGGAGGCGGCUCUCUAUCGCUCCGUUGACAUUACACCACCGGCGGUGCAGGAGGAACAGGUUCGUUCGCGAAUGUAUACCCCACCGGAUGCGGGUGGUUCUUGUUCGGCAAAUCCUGCACCAAAGAAACCACCGCUAACGAUUGUACACCUCACGGACAUCCACUACGAUCCGGAGUAUGUGGUCGGUGUGAAUGCGGACUGUAAGGCGGAGGCGUGCUGUCGAACGCUGCCCGAUCUGGCGCCCGCAACGCCGGAAACGGCAGCCGGCUACUGGAGCGACUAUCGGGACUGUGACACACCGUGGCACGGUGUGGUCGACGUGAUGGAGCACAUACGCCGGCAGCAUCCGAAGAUUGAUGCGAUCUACUUCACCGGGGACAUUGUGCAUCACUUCACCUGGAACACGUCGAUCGAAACGAACGAGGGUGCGAUGCGGCAGGUGUUCGAUUUGAUGAAGCGCGUCUUCCCGGGUGUCCCGUUGUAUCCGGUGUUGGGUAAUCACGAAUCACACCCGGCUAAUUUGUACGCUCCACAUGACGUAGAGGCAUCAUAUCGGAUGGAUUAUUUGUACGACUUUAUCGCGGACCAGUGGGCCGAUUGGCUGCCAAUCAAAGACAUCCGUCCAACGCUAACGGAAGGUGGCUACUACACCGUGCGAACGCCUUACGGCGUGCGCAUCAUCGGGCUCAACAACAAUCCCUGCUUCGUGCACAACUUCUGGCUGUUCUACAGCCUCGACUACUUUAUGCCACAGCUCCAGUGGCUGCACGACACACUCCUGCAAGCCGAGCGGGACAAUGAACGAGUUCACAUCCUAGCGCAUGUCCCUUCGUACGAUGACUCCUGCUUUAUCGGGUGGACGCGCGAGUACCGGAAGAUUGUGGAACGGUUUGCGCACAUCAUUGCGGGCCAGUUUAACGGACACUCGCACGUGGACGAGUUCAAUCUGUACUACAGCCGGGACGAUCCAUCGCGUGCAGUGAACGUGGCAUGGAACGGUGGCUCUACGACCACGUUCACGAAGCUCAAUCCCAACUACAAGGUGUUCCAGUUCGAUCCAGUUACGUUUGAACCGCUGGAACAAGAAACCUGGAUGUACAACCUUACGGAUGCGAACUUAACGCCCGAUCAGCGUCCUUCCUGGUAUCGUUUGUACAGCUUCAAGAGCUACUAUCAACUGCCGGAUCUCAGUGUGGACUCCCUGCACAGGCUUGUCCAACGGUUUGCUCAAUCGGAACAGCAGCUCCAUCGGUACUGGCAAGCGAAGCAAAAGUAUUCCGAUCCACUACUUCAGGAAGGCUGCACCAGUACCUGUCUGCGCAAUGCAUUGUGCGCUAUCGUACGUACCGAGCAUGACGAUGAAAGAGCCUGUGAGCUACUAUACGAACGAGCGGCUCAAUCAAACGCUACUACCACGCAAUCUGGCUAAUAAUUCCCUAAGAUUGUAACUAUUUAAACGAAUAAUGUGAACAAUGUGCCCACUACUUACCGCAA